GAGCGCCAAGCCGGCCGCCAUGGCCGGGGUCAGCUACGCGGCGCCCUGGUGGGUGAGCCUCCUGCACCGGCUCCCCCACUUGAACCUGCAGUGGGAGGUCACCAGCAGCCGGUUCCGGCCCGAGGACAGCGACUACCAGCAGGCGCUGCUGCUGCUGGGGGCGGCCGCGCUGGCCUGUCUCGCCCUGGACCUCCUCUUCCUCCUCUUCUACUCCUUCUGGCUGUGCUGCCGGCGACGCAAAAGCGACGAGCACCUGGACGCCGACUGCUGCUGCACCGCCUGGUGCGUCAUCAUCGCCACGCUGGUGUGCAGCGCCGGCAUCGCGGUGGGCUUCUAUGGAAACGGAGAAGCCAGCGACGGCGUUCACCGGACCACCUACUCCCUGCGCCACGCCAACCGCACGGUGGCGGGGGUCCAGGACCGCGUGUGGGACACCGCCGCGUCCCUGAACCGCACAGCCGAGCCCAACCUGCAGAGCCUGGAGCGGCAGCUGGCCGGCAGGCCGGCGCCCCUGCGGGCAGUGCAGCGCCUGCAGGAGCUGCUCAGGGUGCUUCUGGGCCACACGGCUGCCGUCCCCUUCUGGAGGAACCCCGCCGUGUCGCUGGAGGCGCUGGCAGAGCUGGUGGACCUCUACGACUGGUACAGGUGGCUGGGGUACCUGGGCCUGCUCCUGCUGGAUGUGACCAUCUGCCUCCUGGUGCUAGUGGGCCUCAUCCGGAGCUCCAAGGGCACCCUGGUCGGGGUGUGCCUGCUGGGGGUACUAGCCCUCAUCAUCAGCUGGGCCUCCCUGGGCUUGGAGCUGGCCGUGUCUGUGGGCUCCAGCGACUUCUGUGUGGACCCCGACACCUUCGUGACCAAGAUGGUGGCGGAUCACUCGGUGCUCCGUGAGGACAUCUUACAGUACUACCUGGCCUGCUCCCCGAGAGCCGCCAACCCCUUCCAGCAGAAGCUGUCCGGCAGCCACAAGGCGCUGGUGGAGAUGCAGGACACCGUGGCCCAACUCCUCAAGUCGACCUCUCGCGAGACCCCGGCCACCAAGGACCCCCUGCUCCGCAUCCAGGAGGUGCUGAACAGCACGGAGGUAAACCUGCAGCACCUCACGGCCCUGGUGGACUGUCGCAGCCUGCACCUGGACUACGUGCAGGCCCUGACCGGCUUCUGCUACGAUGGCGUGGAGGGCCUCAUCUACCUGGCUCUGUUCUCCUUCAUCACUGCCCUCAUGUUCAGCUCCAUCGUCUGCAGUGUCCCGCACACCUGGCAGUCCAAGAGAGGUCCUGAGGAGGACGAGGAGGACGAUACGGCCCCGGGACCCCGGCAGGCCCCCGACAGCCUCUACCGCGUGCACAUGCCUAGCCUGUACAGCUGCGGGAGCAGCUACGGCAGCGAGGCCAGCAUCCCGGCCACGGCCCACACCGUCAGCAACGCGCCUGUCACCGAGUACAUGAGCCAGAAUGCCAACUUCCAGAACCCUCGCUGUGAGAACACCCCACUCAUCGGACGUGAGUCCCCACCGCCCUCAUACACAUCCAGCAUGAGAGCUAAGUACCUGGCGACAAGUCAGCCUCGCCCCGAUUCCAGCAGCAGCGGGCACUAGGCCGUGCCCCCAGCACCGCCCCCAUGUGCCAAUCCCACGCCGCCCUUCACCAGGAGGGCCGCUGGAGCCCUGCCUGCCUUCCCGCAGGGCACAGACGCCACCAGCUGCUGGGGCCACCGCUGCGCCCAUGUCUGGCCCCACACGGCGGCAUGCCUGCCUGCCCCAGGCCUUCCAAGCUGGCUCCAUGCCGGGCUCUGUCCCUGGCACCCCCGCACACUGUCCACCUGGCUGCCGCACUCGCCACCCCGCGCCUGCUGGACCCCAGGCUGUCCUGCCUGUGGCCACACCCCCUCAGCCUCUCCCAGCCCCGAGCUUGCUCCUGGGCCCAGGUCCUCAGGGGUGCAGGCCGGAGCACACCACUUCUCCAUCCUCCCACGUGAGGAUACUCCUGCCAUCUCCACCUGGCAGCUGGCCAGGGGCUUCUGGGUCAAGGGUUGUGCCCCCUCCCAUGGCGGCCGACCUUCCCCUCUCUCUGAGCCCCUGCCAGGCUGCCCACUGCUCCCCUCUUUCCCACAGCCGUCUCUCUCCCAAGGACCCGCCUGACUGCUUGACUCCCAGCCCCCUGAGCUGGGGGACCCAGCCUCUGUUCUUGGUGCCAAAUCCCCACCCUGCCCUGCCUGUCCCACGCCCAGUGGACAGGUCUUCUGCACUAACCAAGCUGUCGUUUCUAGGCGGGGGGCCGAGAGCCGGCCACCCAUCUCCCUCUCGGUUCCAUCUUCAUGCAGGACCGGUGGACACGGUGCCUGGGAGUGCUCUCUGGGGUGGCACCGAGCUGGCCAUGAUGUCCCUUCAGCCCGGCCACCCCUCCCAGUACUAACCACUAACCUCACUCCCAGCACAGUGGACACCAGGUCAGGGGACUGUGUUGUCCAGACCGGAGCAGAGGCCGGUGCGAGCCAGGGCAAAGACCCACAUCCCCACAGGUGCAAGGGGAGGGCGGAGACCCCUCCCCCUCCCCAGGCAGGGCCCGCUGCGGAGGCCCAGGUCCCUGGGUGGGCGGCCCUGCCUGGCCCAGUCUUCCUUCCCGUGAAGUGCGAACACGCUUCCGACGGUGCUCCCGGCUUUAGCGUGCACUGUUUGCUCCGCUCUCCAAGGCCGCACCAGCCCGGCCUGGGUGUGUGUGGGGGUCCCCACCACCCUACUGGUUGGCCAGGGCAACCCCCCAUGCCCAGGGGUGGGCCCAGGUUUACAGAGCCACCCUCUGUCCAGAAGCGACCUCUGCCGCCAAGCCUCCACAAUCCCCUCUUCUCCUGUGCUGGUGUCUGGGACCAAACGAGGGAGGGGGGUACUUGGUCCCCUCCAGGGGACAGCUAUGCCCUGCAUGAGGAGGGGUCAGGCCUGCGGUGGUGGACUCUGCCCUGCGCCCCCGCGGACCGCCUGGACGAGACCCUGGGGAGUCGGAGUUAGCCCCGAGACCUUGCCCAGCCCCGGCUGCCCGCCGGCCGUAGGGUGGCGAGGCUGGACAGCGGGCCUCCGCCCAGAAGCACAAGCAGCCGCCUUGCCCACUGGACUGCACGUCAGGUUGUGGCUGGGGGUCCCCGGGCGGCGCCGCCACCGGCAGUUCUGGUUCCCAAGAGAUUAUGGUGGGGAAAGGAAAUCUGAAUUCAGACCCGACCCUCAGCCCUGUGAUGCGUAGGGGGUGGGGGGACAUGUCCACGUGUGUGUUCUGUGCCCCAGUGCCCUGAGUCCAUGUCACCUCGCACCUGGGGUCCUCACGACAGCGAUGCCCAUGUCCCCCACCAUCUCCCUCCCUGCACCAGGGACCUCCCCCCUCGCAGGUGGGCCAGACAAGAAGGUGGGGUGUGGCAGGGGCAUGGCCACUGGCAGGGAGGGGCUCCUUGGCCCCGCCCCCGGCCCUGCUGAGGCCAGGCUGUUAGUGAAGUGACCCCGGCCAUUCGCCCCUGACCCCACCAUCUCACUAUGCAACGUCAUCCCGUACCCAUCUCCACCCUCCCUCGGGCUGCCCAUCCCCUCCCGCCCAGGAGCUGAGGCUGCCGGGUCCAGCGGAGAGGGAGGACGGGCCUUGUGGGUGUGCUUCUCUCGGUGUUUGGCCGUCACCCAUGUUUGUUACAUAUGUAUGAUUUGUCCGACUCCUGAGCCUGGUUCACACAUACCCCACCCCACACCCUGCAUCGAACCCCCCCUCCCCAUCCGCCAUCGUAAUCCGUUACCGAGGCCCAGAACAUCUGCCUCUGCCCCUCCAGCCACGGCUGAGGAUUCUGUCUCUGUGUUUCUGGGUUUAUUUUGACUUUUUUUUAAAUCUUAUUUUUAACUGGUUUGGGGGUUAGGGGCUUUAAUUUUCUGGGUGAGUACUAAACUCGCCGAUGGAAUUUCUGUGGUUUCUAUUCAGCUUGGGUUGAAUGUUUUCAAAUAAACACAUUUGGAAAACUG
Molecule: messenger RNA, 3985 nt
Organism: Echinops telfairi (small Madagascar hedgehog)
Lineage: Eukaryota; Metazoa; Chordata; Mammalia; Afrosoricida; Tenrecidae
Gene: TTYH3
Product: tweety family member 3
Exons: 14
Coding region: 20-1594 (524 amino acids)
Cellular component (GO): plasma membrane
Molecular function (GO): intracellularly calcium-gated chloride channel activity; volume-sensitive chloride channel activity
Source: RefSeq, a predicted model, not a curated record